UUGUGUGUAUUUUAAACAGUCAAAGAUGCGUUACAUGUGCGCAAUGGGGCCGCGCUUUAGAAACGCAUACUAAAUGCGUUAGUAUGUCAAAAUACUAGCUCGGCUUAGUUUAAUAUAAUUAACAUACGUGCAGUGUUAUUAUAUAAUUUUGUCACACGACAUGCUUAUGUUUUAAAUGUUUUUAUUAUUAUUAUUAUUAUUUUUUAAAUUUUUUUAUUUAUUAUUAUUUAGUCGUGUGCAUAUGCGUUACUUUCACGCUAGCGGUUGUCAGAAAACCGGAAGAUCCGGUUGAAACGGUUAAAGAAGAAGAAGAAGAAGAAGGUCGCCCUCUAGUGUGCUGUUGAGGUAGUGUGAUAUAGCCGUGAUAUAGUUGGAGAAAACAUCGUUGCUAUAGUUAUGAACAACCUCAAACUUAAGCCCACACUGGCCAAAAGACUGUCAACAUCUUCACUGAACCAUCAGAGAAACAUAAGAUUUGGUGAAGCGUCUUUUGAGCUUUUAUCAGACUUCCUGAGCACCCUUAGCAACCAAAACAAGUCGAGCUUGGAGAAUGUUUCAAGUGUGUGUGGGAAUUUUAAAGACAGAAGAGUAGUUGAACAUGCAUUCCUUAUUUGUGAGGAGUUUAGACUUGACCCUUUAGUGGCUUAUCAUGCCAUUGAAAUACUAGAGAGAUUUAUGCUGAAGCACAUUGAGAAUGUAUUAUCUCAGCAGAAGAGUGAGGUGUGUGACGGCAGUGUGUGUGCAGCCAGAGGAACCUACGAAGAGCUGGUCUUUCAGAGUCUGAGAGACAAAUUCUGUCUCUUCAUUAUUUCAAGCGUGCAAAUCGCCAGCAAAGUAACCCUACAUACCAAUGUGAUUGAGAACAGUUCUGCAUUGAGAUACCUUCAGAUGGUUGGUACUGACUGCCCCAAACAGAAAAUAUUAGACUCAGAACUUCUCAUCUUGAAAACUUUGGACUUCAAAGUGAACAUUCCAAAUCCUCUGUCAUAUGCGGAGACUCUCCUAGAAGUUCUUGGCCACAAUGACCCGACAACACCUGUUGUACACUUGCAUCACCUGUGCAGGUAUGUUCUUCAAUUUGUUUACCUGCAGAGAGAGUCAAUCUACAGCUCAUUACUCAUGGCUGUAACUGGAUGUCUCAGCCCCUCUCCAGAUCAACGGGCCAAGUUUGUGCCUGUGACUGAAGAUUGCAUGUUGUUAGGGGUUGGAGUGAUUGCUGUGGCUGCUUUCAUCUACCAAACAUCUGCUUGGGAGAAGGUAGUGGAAGAGCUCACUCUGAUCACUGGUAUCUCAGCAAAGAGCAUCAUGGACUUUACUCGUGUGACCGUCAUGCACAUCACCAAGAACAAAGUAAAAUAACCCUAAUGAAACAUUUGAUCAGAAAACUUUGACCAGUAGUGUUUGAUCAGUAGUGUUUGAUCAGUAGUGUUUGACCAGUAGUGUUUGACCAGUAGUGUUUGGCCAGUAGUGUUUGACCAGUAGUGUUUGACCAGUAGUGUUUGAUCAGUAGUGUUUGGCCAGUAGUGUUUGACCAGUAGUGUUUGACCAGUAGUGUUUGAUCAGUAGUGUUUGGCCAGUAGUGUUUGAUCAGUAGUGUUUGAUCAGUAGUGUUUGAUCAGUAGUGUUUGAAGGAGACUAUUUCCUACAGAAAUAACUGUGCUAUUUUCGAAAUGCAAAAAGUAACUCACUGUCCCAUCAUUGUGUAAAAAGUAGCUCAAACGUAGUUAGAACGGAAAGUUUAAAUAUUGAUAGAUAAAAUUUGAGCUCCCAUCUGUUAUUAUUUGGUGAUUUAUGAUAUUGCACUGCAUUGUUACAAUUUUCAAUUACAUGCUGAAUAAAUUGGUCAAGUAGAUUUUUAGAUCCGUGAUUUGAAAUCAGUGGACAGUACUGUUGUCAUGGUAACUCCUAACUGGGCUCAUUUCCUCACUCGAGCUUGCUGAGCUUGAAGUCCAGCCAGAGUGCCAGAGGGGUCAGUGUCCAUGUUUUUUUUUUUUUUUGUUUUGUUUUGUUUUGUUAUUUAAACCAGUGUUUUCAUUUAGCAGUAGCAUGAUGCAUUAGUCUGCCCUCAGAAUUGAAAAUGUUUAAUGACCCAAUCACACAAUGAAUCAAAAAUUGUAGAUUGUGUUAAACUGGUCUGUGACAGUGAUACUCCAUUACAUCAAAGUGAGCCAAAUCUACAGUCACAAUCAUUUUACCACGCUCCACACUGACACUUAAGCACCUGCACAAAGAACAGACAUAUAUUUGAAACCAUAACCCAUGGCUAGCAUACAUACACAACCAUGGUAUAAGAAUUAUUUUAUGGGCCAUUUGUCUAUAGCUUUAAGGCUGCUUGGUUCUUCCUUGGUUUGUAGUCACUCACAAAAAGGCAUCGGACUUAAUGUGGAUUAAAAUUAAAAAUUAAAAAUUAAAAAUAUGUGGAUUAAAACCCAGAUUUGUCCGUAGUGUAUGAAUGGGUGUGUGAGUGUGUAUGUGAUUGUGCCCUGCGAUGGAUUGGCACCCUGUCCAGGGUGUUCCCCGCCUUGUGCCCGAUGCUCCCUGGGAUAGGCUCCAGGUUCCCCAUGACCCUGAAAAGGAGUAAGCGGUAUAGAAGAUGGA
This is a messenger RNA of Ictalurus furcatus (blue catfish), 2598 nucleotides long. It is a transcript of the gene cntd1, whose product is annotated as cyclin N-terminal domain containing 1. Lineage: Eukaryota; Metazoa; Chordata; Actinopteri; Siluriformes; Ictaluridae. The coding region runs from base 397 to 1359 and encodes 320 amino acids. Gene Ontology annotation, cellular component: site of double-strand break. The transcript is spliced from 7 exons. Gene Ontology annotation, biological process: reciprocal meiotic recombination. The record is from RefSeq and is a predicted model, not a curated record.